ACAUAACCUCACUUUCCUUUCAAUUUGUAGCAGCGAACGUGUUUACAUCACGUUUUCGCAAAUAAAAUUCAAUUUCUUUUAUUUUAAUAACAAAACAAUAAAAAACCAAGAUGCCCAAGGUACGAAGUACCACCGGGGCCCCCCGUAAACAAGGAUUCAAUAGAUCCAAUCACUCUAUGAAUCCCGAACGUCCAAAAAGUGGUCUAAAAGGAGUCGCUCAUCCCCGUACCCAGGGAACCAUCAAACGGUUGCAAAUGUAUCGUAAUUUCAAGGCAAAGCGGGAUCGUACUGGUAAAGUUAUUGUCGCUGCACCAUUUCAGGGUCGCCUCAAGUCGGGUACAAUGGCUCGAGUCGAACCAACACCCAAAUGGUUUAGUAACUCUCGUGUCAUUUCACAAAAUGCAUUGCAAAAGUUCCAAGAUGAAAUUGGUAAGGCUAUCAAAGAUCCCUAUCAAGUUAUUAUGAAACCCACAAAUCUUCCAAUAACUUUACUCAAUGAAUCGAAUAAACAUCAACGUGUUCAUUUAUUGGACACUGAAAGUUUCGAUAGUGUAUUUGGAGCAAAGAAACAACGUAAACGUCCAACAUUGAAAGUUCGUGAUUUAGAAGAAUUGAGUAAAGCUGCCGAUGAGCAAGCUGAUAAUUAUGAUAAUACAAAAGAUGUGGAUCUUAUUCGUGAAGAUACAGGAGUUAAAGAUGCUAAAAGAGAUUGGAUCUUUGCCGCUGGUCAGAGUCGACGUAUUUGGAAUGAAUUGCACAAGGUAGUUGAUGCUUCUGAUGUAUUGUUACAGGUUCUAGAUGCUCGUGAUCCAAUGGGAACACGUUCCAAAUACAUUGAGGAGUUCUUACGUAAAGAGAAACCUCACAAACACUUGUUCUUUAUUUUGAACAAAGUGGAUUUGGUACCCGUUUGGGUGACACAACGUUGGGUUGCAAUUCUUAGCGCUGAAUAUCCAACAAUAGCUUUUCAUGCUUCGUUACAGCAUCCAUUCGGAAAGGGUGCAUUGAUAAAUCUGUUCCGACAACUUGGAAAGCUCCAUGUGGACAAGAAACAGAUUAGUAUCGGUUUUAUUGGCUACCCGAAUGUCGGAAAGAGCUCGGUUAUCAAUGCCUUGCGGAAUAAGAAAGUCUGUAAUGUAGCUCCAAUUGCUGGAGAGACUAAAGUUUGGCAGUACAUUACUUUGAUGAAGAGAAUCUUUCUUAUUGAUUGUCCUGGGGUAGUUUAUCCCUCGGCCGAGACAGAUACAGAAAAGGUACUCAAAGGAGUGGUACGUGUGGAACUUGUCACAAAUCCAGAAGACUACGUGGAGACUGUAUUGCAGAGAGUUCGAAAGGAGUAUAUAAGUAAAACCUAUAAAAUUGAAAAAUGGGAAUCGGCAAAGGAUUUCCUUGAACAGUUGUCGAAGAAGAGUGGUAAACUGUUGAAAGGAGGUGAACCAGAUAUAACAGUUACCUCACGAAUGGUGUUGAAUGAUUGGCAACGUGGUAAAUUGCCAUUCUAUGUGGCUCCAGAAGGUUAUGAGAUUCCUAAGUCCCAAUUAAACAAAAAACCCGAAGAAGAAAUUGUUGCCGAAACAGCAGCAGAUGAUGAUGCUAAAUCAGAGAAAACAUUUGUCAGUGAGUCGGUGAAGAAGGCAAAGGAAUUCAAACAAUUGCAAGAUUUCCGAAAGAUUAAGGUUGGCUUGGAAUUCGAUCAAGCUGAUGUAAAAGAACUUGACAAAAUUGAUUUGGAACUUCUAGAAGCCAAGAAGAAUGAACGAUUAGAAAAGAAGAGAAAGAGACAACUAGCCGAUGAAGAUGAAUCAUCAGAUGGUGUAAGUGAUUUCUAUUCGGAAGAUGAGUACGAUGAAGAUUUGCAACGGGUUGUGCAUAAGAAAUCAAAACCAAAAGAAGUACCAACUGCGAGUGGUACUUUUAAGGAAGAAGACGCCGACACUCCAGCUCCUUCAAAGAAAUUGAAGAAAAUGACAUCGAAGGAGAAACGUGCUGUUGAAAGGAGUCAAAAGAGAAAGAAAAUUGGAAGUAAUUUCUAUGAAGCGACAAAUGUUAAGAAUAGAAGAAAUCGAGACAAAAAUACGCAAAAGAAGGCGUAGUGAGUUGGUGUCUCUUUUUUUUAACUUUAAUUAUCUUACUUUUUUUUUUCUUGUCUUCGAUUUAAUAAAAAUGAUUUAC
Molecule: messenger RNA, 2172 nt
Organism: Episyrphus balteatus (marmalade hoverfly)
Lineage: Eukaryota; Metazoa; Arthropoda; Insecta; Diptera; Syrphidae
Gene: Ns2
Product: nucleolar GTP-binding protein 2
Exons: 2
Coding region: 111-2093 (660 amino acids)
Cellular component (GO): nucleolus
Molecular function (GO): GTP binding
Source: RefSeq, a predicted model, not a curated record